Gadus chalcogrammus (walleye pollock) is the source of this 2877-nucleotide messenger RNA. RefSeq names its product serine/threonine-protein kinase DCLK2-like. Gene Ontology annotation, molecular function: ATP binding; protein kinase activity. Gene Ontology annotation, cellular component: microtubule cytoskeleton. Lineage: Eukaryota; Metazoa; Chordata; Actinopteri; Gadiformes; Gadidae. Gene Ontology annotation, biological process: protein phosphorylation; intracellular signal transduction. The transcript has 16 exons. The record is from RefSeq and is a predicted model, not a curated record. Bases 262 to 2448 code for a protein of 728 amino acids.
GAGCCGCAGCGGGCACGCGCAUCACCGUGCUAAAGACGCCGGUGGAGGGCGUGACGAACCGGCACGAGAGAGACGAGCAGCGGGGCGCGAGACGAAGAAGUAACCGCAGACAUUGAUCGGGAUUUGACAGGAGCAGACCGGGUCUCGAGCCGCGGACGGGAGAGAGAGAAAACAUCUGGUGAGAGCUUUCGGAACAUGUGGAGAGACGCGCUCCCUGGAAGAGGAAAGUAGCGACGCUUCUCGCACGCAGACCCCAUCGUCAUGUCGCUGAACGGUAAGAGCCUCGAGCUGGAGCACUUUGACGAGCGGGACAAGGUGCGACGGGGCCGCUCCACGCGCACCAAGAGAGAUGAGUCGUCCGGCCCGGGGUCUCGAGGCAGCAGCCUGGUCCCGAGCCCCGCGCACAGCGCCAACUGCAGCUACUACCGAACGCGCACCCUGCAGGCGCUCACGUCGGAGAAACGGGCCAAGAAGGUCCGCUUCUACCGGAACGGGGACCGAUACUUCAAGGGUCUCGUUUACGCUGUCUCCAGCGACCGCUUCCGUUCAUAUGACGCGCUGCUCAUGGAGCUCACGCGCUCCCUGGCGGACAACCUGCACCUCCCGCAGGGCGUGCGUACCAUCUACACCGCGGACGGAAGUAAGAAGAUAACGAGCAUGGACGAGCUGAUUGAAGGAGAGUGCUACGUGUGUGCGUCCAACGAGACCUACAAGAAGGUCGACUACACCAAGAUCUCCACCCUCAGCUGGAAGCCCGGCGCCGCCUCCGCCGCCGCCAACAACAACCCCGGCGCCGCCGCUGGCGUGGCGGUCAGCGCUCCGGGGUCCGCGCGGUCUAGAGGGGAGAGAGGGGAGAGCCGGGAGAGUAAAGACUUCAUCAAGCCCAAGCUGGUGACGGUCAUUCGCAGCGGGGUGAAGCCCCGCAAGGCGGUCCGUAUCCUGCUCAACAAGAAGACGGCUCACUCCUUCCAGCAGGUCCUGGCUGACAUCACCCAGGCCAUCAAACUGGACUCUGGAGCGGUGAAGAGGCUCUACACACUGGACGGGAAACAGGUGACGUGUCUGCAGGAUUUCUUCGGGGAGGACGAUGUGUUCAUGGCGUGCGGACCCGAGAAGUUCCGCUACGCUCAGGACGACUUCGUUCUCACGCACGGCGGCAAACCGGCCCCCUUCGUCAGUGAUUCGAAGACCAAGGUGUCUAAACCACCGGUCCCUCAGAAGACUACAGCUCCCAGAAGCCUCAGCGGCACCUCCUCAAAGACUCCGCCUAGGACCCCACCCAGGACCAAGUCCCCUGGCCCUUCCACUGAGUUGUCAGGAUCCCAGUUGACCGGUAGGUCAUCCAGGACUAGCCCCUCCCCCACCAGCCCACGACCUAACCUGAAGAUUGCCCCUUACUCCUCCUCUUCCGAUGUCAACGGUGCGGCCAUUCAAGCGGGCGCCACCAGCCCAGAAGUGAACGGUAACCGGAGUCUGGCGUCCUCCAUCAUUGGAGAGAAGUACUGUGUGGGGAAGGUGAUCGGGGACGGGAACUUUGCUGUGGUCAAGGAGUGUGUGGAGAGGUCCACAGGCCAGGAGUACGCCCUGAAGAUCAUAGACAAAGCUCGCUGCAGUGGAAAGGAGCACCUGAUAGAGAAUGAGGUGGCGGUCCUGAGGAGAGUCAGACACCCCAGCAUCAUCCAGCUGAUGGAGGUGGACGACACCCCCACCCACCUCUACCUUGUGAUGGAGUUGGUCAAGGGGGGAGACCUGUUUGAUGCGAUCACCUCCUCCACUAAGUACUCAGAGAGGGACUCCAGUGCCAUGGUGUACAACCUGUCAGGAGCCGUGCAGUACCUGCACCACCUCAACAUCGUGCACCGGGACAUCAAGCCUGAGAACCUGCUGGUUUGUGAGUACCCAGACGGGACCAAGUCUCUGAAGCUGGGGGACUUUGGUCUAGCCACGGUGGUGGAGGGCCCCCUCUUCACCGUGUGUGGGACCCCCACGUACGUGGCCCCCGAGAUCAUCGCAGAGACGGGCUAUGGUCUCAAGGUGGACAUCUGGGCAGAAGGAGUGAUCACCUACAUCCUUCUCUGUGGCUUCCCGCCCUUCCGAAGCGAGAGUAACAUCCAGGAGGAGUUAUUUGAUCAGAUUCUCAAGGGAAAGUUGGAGUAUCCUUCUCCAGACUGGGACAACAUCAGCCUUCCAGCCAAGAUGCUGAUAAGUCAAAUGCUGCAGGUGAACGUGGACGCUCGAUACACUGCUGAGGAGGUGCUGUCCCACCCAUGGGUGACAGAUGAAGGGCCUUCAGACAGUAACGCCGAGGUCAGCUCAGAGAAGGACCAGGACGAAGCAGCUCCAGAAGCAUCGCAAGAACCUCCACAACCUUCUGACCUGGACAACCAAAACGUCCUAGACACGCCCCCCCACACACAAGAACCUUGCCCCGACACACCUACACCAUAAGACACGCCCCCUGGCCCACCUACACUCUAGGACAUGGCAACAACAAGACAUGCCUCCUAACACGUCCCCCUCCACACCGGAAACAGCACAAUACGCAACACAAUAAGACAAGCCCCGUAACACACUUACGCACUAAGACACGUACCCUAACACUACUACACACUAACACAGGAUCCCUAACGCACGUACACACUAAGACACACACCCCAACACACCUACACACUAUCACAGGACCCCUAACACACAUACACACUAAGACACACACCCUAACACACCUACACACUAACACAGGACCCCUAACACACAUACACACUAAGACACACACCCUAACCCACUACACAAUAAGACAGGACCCCUAACACACCUGCAGUAUACUAGUCCAGAUCACAACUCCUUUGAAACCUGUACUGGUCCUGUCUAUACAUUACG